Messenger RNA from Schistosoma spindalis, 3329 nucleotides. Lineage: Eukaryota; Metazoa; Platyhelminthes; Trematoda; Strigeidida; Schistosomatidae. The record is from the annotation of a GenBank genome assembly.
UUCUCGAAAGCACGCCGACUGGCCCCAGAAAAGUUAAGGUUGGCGAAAAACGAAUUCGACCAUAUGAUAAACUUAGGGAUCAUACGACCGUCAAAUAGCCCAUGGGCAUCUCCGUUGCACAUGGUCCCUAAAAAGGACAGCAACGAUUGGCGUCCAACUGGUGACUAUCGGAGAUUGAAUGCAAACACCAUUCCCGAUCGUUACCCGUUGCCCCACAUUCACGAUUUGACAGCUACCUUGAAAGGUGCAACUGUCUUUUCAAAAAUUGACUUGGUAAAAGCUUAUAACCAAAUUCCUAUGGCCACUGAAGACAUUCCAAAAACCGCUAUUAUAACGCCCUUUGGACUCUAUGAAUUUUCGCGAAUGCCUUUCGGUCUGAGAAACGCGGCACAGACUUUCCAAAGGUUCAUAGAUGACGUUUUUCGAGGUCUCAACUUCGUACAUGCAUACGUUGAUGACUGUCUAAUAGCAAGUCCGGACAGAGAAUCACAUCUCCAGCAUCUGGACAUUGUUUUCGACCGACUACAAAAGCAUGGCAUUACCGUUAACAUUCAGAAAUGCCAAAUCGGAACCGAAUCCUUAGACUUCUUAGGACACACUAUAGAUGCGCAUGGCAUUCGACCCCUUAGAACGAAAGUAGCGGCCAUUCUGGAUUACCCAGAACCGACCACCAUCAAGCAAUUGCGCACAUUUAACGGUCUGGUAAGUUUUUAUAGACGAUUCAUACCGAAAUGCGCGUUACUUAUGAAACCCCUUACCGACCAACUUCGUGGAAAUGCGAAAUCCAUUAAUCUAGAUGACACUACCCGAAAAGCAUUCUCCACGGUUAAGGAACAUAUCGCCCGAGCAGCAAUGCUUGCUCAUCAGGACCCUAAAGCGCCCAUUAGCAUCUCAGUAGACGCAUCCGACUCAGCAAUCGGAGCAGUCUUACAACAAUGGGUUAACCACUCCUGGCAACCUUUGGCAUUUUUCUCUAGACGGUUGCUAGACACUGAAUCGAGGUACAGCACAUUCGGUAGGGAACUCCUAGCUAUGUAUUGUGCUGUCCGGCAUUUUCAACACUAUAUCGAAGGCCGUGAAUUUAUCAUUUUUACCGACCAUAAACCACUUACGUUCUCCUUAAGCUCUUCUUCGAACAAGUACUCACCACGUGAGUCUCGACAACUGGACUACAUUUCGCAGUUUACUUCAGAUAUUCGACACAUUUCUGGAGCAAACAAUGUAGUCGCAGACGCCUUGUCUCGUAUAAAUUCCUUGAACAGUUCCCAAGGAAUCGACCUUUUAAAACUCGCCCAACUUCAAAAAGAAGACAGUGAUCUUCAGCACGAGUUGGCCUCAACAACACUUAAACUGCGCAUUAAACAGAUGGGAACAGGUAAGGAAACCUUACUUUGUGACACAUCUACAGGUAGGGAUCGCCCAAUCGUGCCGAAACAAUAUCGACGCAACGUCUUCGAUACGUUGCACAGACUUUCUCAUCCAGGUGUUCGUGCAACCAUCAAGCUUAUAGCAGAACGGUUUUGCUGGCCUGGUAUGAAUAAAGAUGUGAGGGAGUGGGCACGUUCCUGUGUAAGCUGCCAGAAAUCUAAGGUUAUUAGGCAUAACAAAUGUCCCUUAGGCUCGUUUAAAACCCCCGAUGCUCGCUUCGAUCAUGUUCAUUUGGAUUUGGUAGGACCUUUACCAGAUUCAAAUGGAUAUUCUUAUCUUUUAACAUGCGUAGACCGUUUUACUCGAUGGCCAGAAGCAGUACCCAUCAGAGAUAUUACUGCCGAAUCAGUGGCUCGCGCCUUCGUCGAGAGGUGGGUAGCAAACUUCGGCUGCCCAACAACCAUUACUACAGACCGUGGACGUCAGUUUGAAUCUGAACUGUUCCGUUGUCUUACCAUGAAACUAGGAAUCACUCGCUUUCGAACGACGGCCUACCACCCACAAGCAAACGGGUUAGUAGAACGUUUUCACCGACAACUAAAAGCGUCACUAUCAGCCUCAAACAUUUCUCAGUGGACUGACGCUCUUCCACUCGUCUUACUAGGCAUACGCAAUGCAGUGAAAUCUGACAUUGGAUACACUGCAUCUCAACUCGUUUAUGGUACGACCCUUCGACUUCCAGGAGAGUUCGUGGAUCCUUCAUCCUCUUCGAUGGACAUGGAUCUAACCUCCUACGCGAACAGGCUUACAAACACAAUGCGUUCAGUUAAACCUGUUUCCACUCGACCACAAUCAACUGAUGUUUUCGUUCAACCUGACUUACUACAUAGUACACACGUUUUCGUGCGUCGAGACUCGCAUCGACGACCUCUCGAAUCAACAUAUGAAGGACCUUUCAAAGUUCUUCAACGCGAAUCUAAGUACUAUAUAAUAGAUAAGAACGGAACCAACGAAAGCAUCAGCAUCGAUCGCCUCAAAGCAGCGUAUUUAGAAGGAAAUCCUAUUCACGUCGAUUUUCCUUCAAUACAAUCGCACGACACAACUCCUGCGCUUAUAAUGCCUCAAUCGACAGCAGACACACACGUUGAUACUGCGACGGUAUCCGAAAAUAAACUCAAAACAACGCGUUCUGGAAGAAGAGUAAGAUUUCCAGAACACUUGAACGAUUACUGCACGUAAGAUACAAGUUAACAUUUUACAUCCUCUCGAAUUUCCCUUUGUACUACAUAUAAUUUUUUUUUAAAAAAAAAACCUGAAUUUAAUAUGCUUAUAUAUUAUUUUUUUUUGUUUCAAAAAAAAACAACAAAAAAACAACGAUAUUAUAAAAAUCUUAUUUUACGCUACUACGUGAGCAUGAGUUUGUUUUCCUUUUUCUCCGCUUGUUUUGUGUUUUCACGCGCGUACGAGUGUAUUCCGACAUGCACUUACAUAUUUUUCUUUUCUUUUCCAGGACGACUGGAAAAGAACGAUGAAGUUGCGAAAAACGAAAAUCUGCAUUGUACCUUUUUUUACUAUAUUGUACAUCAUGGUCCAUUAUAGUAAGGAAAGACGACCAGACGCUGCUAAACCUAGCAAGCUAUCAGAAGAGUGUUUACCAACGAAAAUCUCGUUGGGUUUAAACUUCUGGCUGGCCACGUCUUAGGGUCAUCACUACCCCACUAGGGGGGGAGUGAUCUGUAGCGGUAAAUAAUUCCCCAAAAUCAAAUAGCUCUGUAAGUUUUCGACAUUGGAUGCUGACCAUAGUUUUAGUGGACUCAUCUAGCGGAAGGCGCUCGGUCAAGCAUCCGCACCAGAUCACGUGUGGGAACGCCGUGCUCAACAUCUGCCUCAAUCGCUAGCCAGAUUAGUGCCAACGAUCCUCGAUAUAUUGAUAGCUUAUCAAAUAUAUCUUCGAUCUCCUC